GGACACACAGACAGAGACAUAAUAAUGAAUGAAUUACACAGAGCUGUGCUACAAAAGCACACACAGGAUAUUGUCAGAGACAUGAUUGUUACUGAAACCUUACUAGGAACAAUGUUUCAGAAUAAAAUCUUUGACAGUGAAAUGGUGGAAAUUAUCAAGUCUGGAAGAACACACAGUGAACAAGCGUACAAGAUGUUAGAGUUUCUACCAAAGCGAGGACCAGAUGCCUUUGACAGCUUCUGUGAGGCUUUACACGAAGAUUAUCCCUGGGUCGCAAAACUGCUGAGAGAGACUGUUGAAACAGAAAGUGAAAGAAUUUUAGCUGUACAAAGCAAGAAAGAUGAUAUUGCUACUGAACAACUAACCACACCCAGAAGUUCAUCAGCAUGUGGUAAGGCGGAUUCAGAUAUCAAGAUACGCGUCAGCGCAUUUGUACAGAAACAUUUUGGACAGAUACGUCGUAUAUCUAAUGGUGACAAGAAAGCUAUUGAAUGGAUGAUGAUUAAAUGGUUACAAGCAGAGAGAAAAAGACUUACUAAAUCUAUAGACGAGGCAUAUAUGGAAACCCAUCAGACGGAUGUUCUUCAGAGUGAGAAGGUGAAGGACAAACUUUUCUUCCUUUACACCAAGAUUGUGAUGAAACAACAGAAAUCUCCAGUGAAAAAGAUCCUGGGCAGAGCAAAGGCAAUAAGUGAUGGAGUUGAAGGAGCAGUUACACCUAUAGAAGACAAGAACAGAGACAUUGCUCCACAAGAUAUAAACUUUGAUGUCCUUAAAGCAGAAAUUGAUGAUCUCUUCACUCAUAUGGACUACAUGGAAAAACAAAUUGACAGAAGUUAUGACUAUAUAAAUGGUAGAAUGAGUGGGAAGGACAUAUCUAUACUUGUACAUGAAUUAUGUGGAGAGUACAGAUAUAAAGAGAAAGAAUUGGUUCAAGAAAAAGUGAAGACAGAAAAAAUGUUAGUCGAGUUGUACACUUUCUCCACAAACUCUAGUAAGCUUGAGAAUACGAUACAUGCUCAAGAGCAUGAAAUCAUAGCACUUAAAGAGCAGAUAAAUAGAGUAAAAGAAGACAACUUGUUGCUUAUUAAAGAAGUUACGGAACUUGAAAAAGCCAAGUUAAUUCAUCUUGAAAAAGAGAAGACACUGAUUGAGCUGAAGAAAGCAAAGGAAGAUCUACAUGUAAUGAUAUCAGUGGUAAAUAAAGAGAAUAAAGAAUUAAGGGAGAAGAUGCAGCAAGGAAUAGCAAGAAAUACUGGAGGUAGACUGUAUCAAAAUAAUAGAAGAGCACUGGCAAAUACAACAAACAAUGCACAGAAAGCUGUACCGAGAAGAGUGGUGCAAAAGAAAAGAUCUGUUAGUUUUAAGAUGUGAAUUUACUGAUAAAUUUUAAAUAUAAAUUGUUAUUGAAUAGAUAAUGUUAUUGAAUGUUUAUGCCAAACAUUAAUGCUAGCUAUUAUAAUCAAA
Messenger RNA from Ruditapes philippinarum (Manila clam), 1467 nucleotides. RefSeq lists its product as uncharacterized. Gene Ontology annotation, biological process: regulation of apoptotic process. The coding region runs from base 25 to 1374 and encodes 449 amino acids. The record is from RefSeq and is a predicted model, not a curated record. Gene Ontology annotation, molecular function: protease binding; death domain binding. The transcript has 5 exons. Lineage: Eukaryota; Metazoa; Mollusca; Bivalvia; Venerida; Veneridae.